Messenger RNA from Vigna radiata var. radiata (mung bean), 1602 nucleotides. RefSeq lists its product as uncharacterized. The record is from RefSeq and is a predicted model, not a curated record. Bases 54 to 929 code for a protein of 291 amino acids. NCBI's taxonomy places the organism in Eukaryota, Viridiplantae, Streptophyta, Magnoliopsida, Fabales, Fabaceae. The transcript has 4 exons.
GUCGCUCAAAGAAACCUAAGACAUAAGACUCGUUCACUCACUCGCUUCUGAGAAUGUCUCGUCGUCACUCCGAUUCCAAGCGACGCCAUUCCAGAUUCGAUCCACAACCCAGCCCGAAGAGAUAUAGGAGGGAUGCAUAUGGAAAAGAAGAGAAAGAGAGAGUGGCAAACGGCGCUAAUGUUCGAAAUGGAGACCACCGGCGGCUGAAUCAAGAUGAACCUCCUUCGGCUAAGCAAAGAUGUGCCUCUCUUCACAGUAAACCAAAUGAUCAGCAAGCACCUCAUCCCACUCAACACGAGAAACGAGGUAGCACUGGGCAGGUUGGCCAAAGCUCGGGUCAAAGUAAAGCAGGUGAGCGUGGAUGGUGGAAGGACGCAAGAAAGCAACUUAAUGAAAGGGCAGAGACAAGUCACCGUAGAGAACAGAGAGAUGGUAAAUCACAGGCUAAACUAGAUAAUAAUACUUUCCAGAGAAGAGAUGAUUUUUCUGAAAGGAAAGAUGAUCCACUUCCUACCUCAAGGAAAAGACCUGCAUUUAGGGAGAAGAGGAUUCCAGUGGAAUCAGGAGAUCCUAAUCUGGUUGCAGCAGUGGCGAUAAAUUCGAGUGAAAUUGACCACCCUGCAGGAAGGAAUGACAGGAAGAAGGAGGAAAGAAGCAACAACCCACACCAUUUGGGUAGACCUGAGAAGCCUUUUGCGGAUGACAGAGCACCUAACAAGGUUGGAGCUAGGAGAGAUGGGUUUCCAUCAAGAGGAAGAAGGUAUGGGGGCAAUGACAGUUACAGGGGAAGAGAUAAAUUUAAUGGAAGACAAGAUAAGAUUCAAACUGAGAAGUGGAAGCAUGAUUUGUAUCAAGAGGUAAGUAAGGAUCCCAUUCCGCAGAAUGAGGAUGACCAGAUUGCAAAGCUGGAAGCACUCUUGGCAUCAUAAUAGCAACCAGCAGGUAAUAUUUCUGAGAUCUUAAAUUGUGCCUAUCAACUUAUAGAUUAUGGGACAAUUCCCACAUACGCUUUAGGUGUGUAAUUUGUUAGCAUGUGUUGCUGUAAGCUGCUGAGUCUGUCUCCGUAUCAAGUUAUUGCCAUCUUCAAGAUGCCAGGGAUGUUAAGCACAACAACUGCCAGUUUUUAGAAUCUAUCUGGAUUCAAUCCUCGAUGUCUGAGACAGACAAGCUUUGAAAGUGAAAUUACAUUGGCUUUACGAAGAGAAAAUUGCUAUUUUGAAAUGCUCGAGUUUUCCUCAACUACCUUUUUGCUUGUUUUAGGUAGUUUGCAGGUUUGUCAAUGCCUAAGAUUUGUAUUUUGGUCUAUUUAUGUGUACCCUCAACACUCACGCCUCGCGCGAGCUACCACCGGAGCAAGAUUGGGACACCGUGCCCGAAAUGCCGACCACCACUGUUCUUGUCGUUGUGCAUCCACCACUGUUCUUGUCGUUGUGCAUCGUAGCACCAUCAGCAGCAACAUCUGGCACCUCCACUCCUUACUGUCACCAAAGUUGUUAUGGGCAUUGAUCUGAUGUAUUUGACUUCUUCUCUGUGAAUAGACUUACUCUCUUGUAAUUCUGAAAGGAAUAGACUUACUCAAUAAAAUUUAGUCUCUGUGAAUCA